UCUGGUUUUUUUUGUGAGCUGUAGUACCACCGCCGCCCCGGUGGGUGGCAGUAUCGUGCUGGCGGACGCUUAGGGAAACGAGAGAGGACGAAGAAAAGCCUCGCCAUCGUCAACAGUGCAGCAGCACUUGCAGAGAGGCACUGUACCUGUCCGUCGUAUACACAGUAACGCUGUGCACCAGCAGCACCAGCAGCAGCAGCAGCAGCCAGGCUGUGAAAUGGACACGAGAGCCUUGAGGAAUCCAUAUCCUGACUGUGAUGGGAGCCCUGCGUCCACACAGGCGUUGUUUGACUCACAGGGGAAGCUCACGUCAGAGUUCGCCCAGAGGCUGAGCGGCAAGGUCAGCGAGCUUUUGGCGCUCGUGGAAGACGGGCUGAGGUCUGCGGAUCCGAGGGACUGCACCAUUUACACCGGCUGGGCAGGCAUCGCUCUGCUCUACCUGCACCUCCACAACGUGUUCAAGGAGGACUCCUUCCUUCAGAAGGCCUUGGAUCACGUCAGCCGCAGCCUGAAGUGUCUGACCAGACGCCAUGACGUCACCUUCUUAUGUGGCGACGCGGGGCCGCUGGCUGUGGCUGCUGUGGUCUACCAUCGCCUGCAGAGGGGGCAAGAGGCCGACGAGUGCAUCAACAGCCUGCUGCAGGACCACCAGCGGGUGGUGAAGGGAUCUGGCGGGCUGCCCGACGAGCUGCUGUACGGCCGGAUGGGCUACCUCUACUCCCUCGCCUUUAUCAACCGGCAGCUGGGGCAAGACAGGAUCCCCCUGCAGUACAUCCAACAGGUCAGCGAGGCCGUGCUGGCGUCCGGCGAGCACCUCAGCAGGAAGUUCAGGGUCCAGAACCAGAGCCCUCUAAUGUACGAGUGGUACCAGGAGCAGUACGUCGGCGCCGCUCAUGGGCUGGCUGGAAUCUACUACUUCCUCAUGCAGCCGGGAUUCGUCCCGGCGGAGGAACAAGUCCACAGGCUGGUGAGGCCCAGCAUCGACCACGUCCGCCGACUCGGGUUCCCCUCGGGAAACUACCCUCCCUGCGUCGGUGACGACCGGGACCAGCUGGUGCACUGGUGCCACGGGUCGCCGGGCGUGAUCUACAUGCUCCUGCAGGCGCACAAGGCCUUAGGUGUUGCUCAGUACCUGGAGGACGCCCUGCGGUGUGGCGAAGUGGUGUGGCGCUGGGGUUUGCUGAAGAAGGGCUACGGACUAUGUCACGGCACAGCGGGCAACGCUUACACCUUCCUGGCCCUCUACCGCCAAACGCAGGACCCCAAGCACCUUUACAGAGCCUGCAUGUUUGCAGACUGGUGUAUGAACUACGGCCAACAUGGCUGCCGGACUCCGGACACUCCCUUCUCACUUUUUGAAGGCAUGGCGGGCACCAUCUACUUCCUGGCCGACCUUCUGCAGCCGAUGAAGGCGAGGUUUCCAGCCUUCGAGGUGUAAACGCUUUCACCGCAGGCCGCCCUCCUCUCCCCUGCCAUCCCCCCGCUGAGAGGAAGAUCCAUACUCCCGCUUUCUGUCACAUGCGUGCAUAAAAACGCCGCAUCCGUCUGGGUAAAUAACAUUCAGACGGGGACUUGACGAGUCUGCUCAGAAACUCGACGGCUGACUUUGACUCCGGCUCCCUGACACUGUGCCAUGUUUCUGCUGCUUUUUUCUCCAUCGGGAGCUUGACAUGCUAUUAACGGGCAAACCCUGUGCCCCCCUCUCCACUCCUGAUUAUCUCAGAGACGUGAAAAAUACAAAUUGAAGUCAAUAUUGCGACGCCCCUUAGGGCUCCAGCAGGAAAGAAAGGAAACUGGUUUUCAAUUCAAAUUGUGGGAUAGUGAAUCGUGUUUUGUUUACACUUCAAACACAGUACUUCUUCUAUUCUGUAAAUUCAUAUUUUAAAAAAGGAAAUGAAUGCUUUACAUUGCUUUUCUGUUAGUCACAAGACACUAAAUAAAAUCCGGCGGUGACGUUUGUUUAGGGCUGCGAACUGCAGCCUGUCCUUUGCACUAUCUGCACAAUAAAAUGUGUGUUUUUUA
Molecule: messenger RNA, 2022 nt
Organism: Scophthalmus maximus (turbot)
Lineage: Eukaryota; Metazoa; Chordata; Actinopteri; Pleuronectiformes; Scophthalmidae
Gene: lancl1
Product: LanC antibiotic synthetase component C-like 1 (bacterial)
Exons: 10
Coding region: 218-1438 (406 amino acids)
Biological process (GO): peptide modification; carbohydrate metabolic process
Cellular component (GO): plasma membrane
Source: RefSeq, a predicted model, not a curated record